Messenger RNA from Setaria italica (foxtail millet), 2004 nucleotides. RefSeq names its product isoflavone 2'-hydroxylase. The transcript is spliced from 2 exons. Gene Ontology annotation, molecular function: oxidoreductase activity, acting on paired donors, with incorporation or reduction of molecular oxygen; heme binding; monooxygenase activity. Bases 92 to 1657 code for a protein of 521 amino acids. Lineage: Eukaryota; Viridiplantae; Streptophyta; Magnoliopsida; Poales; Poaceae. The record is from RefSeq and is a predicted model, not a curated record.
UCCUCGAUCAUCGAUGUAGCUAUAUAGAUUGCACAGAGAGACACAGGUCCUAAAUCCGAGCUCAUCAGUCACCACUUCACUACAACCAACCAUGGAAGGACUCUACGUCGGCGCCGUCACCUUCGUGCUCCUCGUCUUGCUCCACUACCUCUUGGUGGGGCGCAGGAAGCAGCGGCGGCUGCCACCCGGGCCGCGGUUCGCGUUCCCCAUCCUCGGCCACCUCCCCUUGCUCAAGAAGCCGCUCCAGACCUCGCUUGCCGACCUCGCGGCGCGCCACGGCCCGGUCGUCCACCUGCGCCUCGGCAGCCGCCACGCCGUCGUCAUCGGCUCGGCGGAGCUGGCGAAGGAGUGCUUCUCCGGGGAGCUCGACGUCGCGAUCGCCAACCGACCGCACUUCCCGUCCGUGCGGGAGGCCUCCUUCGACUACUCGGUGCUCACCGUCGCGAACUACGGCGCGCUCUGGCGCACCAUGCGCCGCGUCGCAACCGUGCACCUCCUCUCGACCCACCGGGUCAACAUCAUGUCCGACAGCGUCAUCGCACGCGAGCUGCGUGCCAUGGCGCGCCGCCUCGCCCGCGCCUCAGCCGCCGCGCCGGGCGGCGCCGCCAGGGUAGAGCUGAAGCGGAGGCUGUUCGAGCUCUCCCACAGCGUCCUCAUGGAGAUCAUGGCGCAGACCAGGAACACCUAUGGCAACGACGUGGACGAGGACAUGUCGAAGGAGGCGCGGGAGAUGAAGGACAUCGUGGAAGCGAUCGUCCCGCUUGUUGGCGUGGCCAACCUGUGGGACUACAUGCCCCUGCUCCGGUGGCUGGAUGUGUACGGCGUGAAGAGGAAGCUCGCGGACGCGGUUAACCGAAGGGACGUGUUCAUCUACAAGAUGAUCGACGCAGAGAGGCAGAAGCUGAAGCAGCUGGAACGCAACAACGGCGAGGGCGACGCCAACGACUCCGACGACAAGAAGAGCAUGGUCGGCGUCAUGCUGUCGCUGCAGAAAACAGAGCCAGACGUGUACACGGAUACCUUUAUCAGCGCUCUCGUGGCAAAUAUUCUCGGCGCCGGCACGGAGACGACCUCAACGACUAUGGAAUGGACAAUGACUCUCCUGCUUAAUCACCCAGAUGUACUGAAAAAGGCGCAAGAAGAAAUCGACUCGAACGUCGGAGGGGAUCGUCUUCUUGACAAGAACGACCUUCCCCAUCUGCCGUACCUCCACUGCAUCAUCAACGAGACUCUCCGGCUGUACCCUGCCGCGCCGAUGCUACUACCUCACGAGGCAUCCACCGACUGCAAGAUCCAUGGAUAUGAUGUCCCGGUAGGGUCGAUGGUCCUUGUCAAUGCCUAUGCCAUCCACAGGGAUCCGGCAAUAUGGGAGAACCCAGAGGAGUUCAGACCGGAAAGGUUUGAGCAUGGCAGAGCCGAGGGAAAGUUUAUGAUGCCAUUCGGGAUGGGAAGGCGCAAGUGUCCUGGGGAGAAUCUCGCCAUGCGGACCAUGGGGCUGGUUCUCGGGGUGCUGCUCCAGUGCUUCGAUUGGAGCAGGAUUGGAGAUGGAGAGGUUGACAUGGCAACAGGCACCGGCACCAUCAUGUUUAAGGCUGUCCCUCUUGAAGCUCUCUGCAAGCCACGGGCGCACAUGUAUGCUGUUCUUCAGAAAAUCUAGGGUGAAAUUGUGAAAUUUUAUAGGUAACAAAUAAAUGCCACAUAUCUUGAGGAGCCAGAGGGACCUUCCCCCUAUCCUUCUUGCACCUACAAGCCCAUAUAAAUAUUGACCAUGUUUUUGCACUAAAAUCUUGAAUCCCCCUCCCCCAAUUGACAAUUUGCUACACUUUGGCCUCCCUAUAUUUCUUUUCUAGCUUCGCCCUUGUAUCUAUAUACUGCUUAUAUAUUGCGUAUAACAGUUUCUUGAUUAACAUUGUGCAUGUAUAUUGCAUACUUGUACUUGUAAACACUAUUGUAUGCAUAAUAUCAUGUUCUUUGGGAUUUACCGUGUGGAAUUGAACGGUGACA